AUGGGGGGGGGGGGGGGAUGGGGUCAAUUAAAGCUAAUCGAGGGUGAAGGCAAAUCAGAACCUGGUACAGUGGCAGUAGAAUAUGAGAGGGUUGCUCUCACUGCAAGAUGUAAAACGGACUGCUAUCUUAUCUAUAUUCUGACUGAGAUGUUUGGUAGUACGUCAAUGGUUUUCAUCUGUCCAUGUGAUGCGACUCGUCUUCUUGCGUUGAUGCUUCGGAAUCUUGGCUUGGGAGCCAUACCAAUUAGUGUUCAGAUGACUCAGGAUUAUAUACAUAGAGCGGAAAAAACUGCACUCUUUAUGGGAUUACACUGGGUAUGCUGUUGCUGGGAAGGACUGCACAAGCAGGAUGUUUCUGGGGUUGCCAUAUCAUUAGUAAAUCAGUAUGAGUUGGAGUGGUAUAUGCAGAUGGAAAACUUAUUGGUCUUCGGAUAUGCUUCACGACAGAAAUUAAAUAUUGCUGUUGCUAUCAAGGGCCACUAUAGGUUAAAGUGCAAAAGGGCGAAAGUCUCUGAGGGAUGCUGAAGAAGCGACUCCAAAUAGUUCGGAUUAUGAGGAAUGGGGAGCUCCAAAAGCGGACAAUUCAUUGAAAUCCAAAAAUAGAUCUGGUUGGUUGUCUGGGGACAAUGUUACAGGGAUAGAAGAGCUGAGGAGGGAAAACUACAAUUAUAAGAGUAUGUCUCCAUCUUUUGAUAGGCAGGGAAGACGAAACAAUAGUUACUCUCUCCGGAUAAUGGUCAAGUCCAGUCUGACAGAUACCCCGGAAGAGCCAGAAGCAGGAGCAGGAGCCGAGGAAGGGGAGAAGGUAGGAGUAGGAGCUGCAGCAGGGGAAGGGGCAGGUUUAGGAGCAGGGACAGGGAUAGGUAUAGGGGUAGUAUGAGAGUUAAGCGUAGGGGUUGUAGUCCUCUCCAUAAUUCUAACUGUGAUCCAUAUGCAUCAGGUGAUAGAAGAACGGACCUUCGUAUAUCUACCCAGGUAUGCAGAGACUUUCCACCGGGGAAGUGUAGGAGAGGCAGUGACUGCCACGUUGCCAGGUUCUUUCAUCCAAAUGCUGCCAAUCAUGGUGAUGGAGGUCAAUCAGAAGACAACUUGGCAGAAAGAUUGAGUAGUAGACCAGAGUGUGGACAUAUCUCGACGUAUACUGAAAGUGAAGGUCGUAUUUACCAAAUCAAGGGGUAGGCUUCAUGACAAGCAUCAUUUGGAGGAUGAGCUGCACAGAAACCGGAGUAGAGGUACAAUUACUUGCAAGGAUUUUGUGAUUGUAGAUUUUCUCAUGAUGGGGAUUGGGGCAUCAGGUGAUAAUUAUGACAGAGGCACUCGGAGUACAUCCUUUGAUCAUGGUCAGGACAAUCAAUCAAGCAGAACCGGGAACUUUGCAGGUAAUUUGCAGUGGGGAAGUGCUACAAGGAUUAUUGCAGAUUUUCUCAUAAACUAUAUCAUAGUUCAAUUUUUAAGGAAGGAUUAUUGAUAAAUAAGUUCAUGCAUAUCAAAUUUGACAUUUAUAUAUUGUCAAAAAGUUGCGAGGCAUUCUUAAGUCUUAACGAACAAAUUGGUAUUCAGGAAAUAUAUAUUAUAUAAGGCUUCACAUGAAUGUCAAGAAAGUUGUCGAAGAGUACUCUUUAACUAUGUUGCUCGGAUUCUUUGGAUUUAUUGUUGGGUGUGUCGGAUCUUCCAAAGUAGUGUAUUUUUGUGGAUUUGCCAUAGGUGCUGCAACAUUUUUUUGAGAGUUCGAGCAACAUAGCUUUUUAUUGUAAUGCACCUAAAUAAUCACAUUGUAACUUAAGCUUAUGUUAUGGUGAUCUGAAAUGUGAUUAAGAACUUGUGUAAUGAAUUUCAAUUUGGUACAAAUUGUUUGAUUUUA
Capsicum annuum is the source of this 1861-nucleotide messenger RNA. Its product is annotated as DEAD-box ATP-dependent RNA helicase 10. Lineage: Eukaryota; Viridiplantae; Streptophyta; Magnoliopsida; Solanales; Solanaceae. The transcript is spliced from 5 exons. Bases 1 to 525 code for a protein of 174 amino acids. The record is from RefSeq and is a predicted model, not a curated record.